Molecule: messenger RNA, 1156 nt
Organism: Eutrema salsugineum
Lineage: Eukaryota; Viridiplantae; Streptophyta; Magnoliopsida; Brassicales; Brassicaceae
Product: endonuclease III homolog 1, chloroplastic
Exons: 11
Coding region: 7-1125 (372 amino acids)
Biological process (GO): base-excision repair, AP site formation; base-excision repair; nucleotide-excision repair
Cellular component (GO): chloroplast nucleoid; nucleus
Molecular function (GO): DNA binding; oxidized pyrimidine nucleobase lesion DNA N-glycosylase activity; DNA-(apurinic or apyrimidinic site) endonuclease activity
Source: RefSeq, a predicted model, not a curated record
UCUUCUAUGAUUCUCGUUAACGGAGCCGCUUCUUCUACCCUCCACAACGCCGCUCGGUUUUCUCGAAUUCGAACCAUGAAUCACCUAAAUUACGGAACUGUGUCUUCCUCUAAACCCACCCAACAACACUCUCUCCCGGAUUCCGACCCAGAACCAGCCAAACCAGCUUCUGGGUCGGAGACUCGAGUAUAUACCCGGAAGAAAAGGCUAAAACAGGAAGCUUUUCAGCCUCUGGAGAAAGAUUCCUGCAUUAAUACCCAGAAACUAUGUCGAUUACCUGAUAUAGAAGAAUUUGCUUACAAAAAGAAUACUAGAUCUUCUUCAUCCAGGAGGUCAACGGAAACCAGCAUCACUGUCACUUCAGUCAAAACAGCAGGGAAUGCGCCUGAAAACUGGGUAAAAGUGCUCGAGGGUAUUCGUCAAAUGAGAUCCUCUGAAGACGCACCAGUGGAUUCUAUGGGAUGUGAUAAAGCAGGAAGCUUUCUACCUCCCACGGAAAGAAGAUUCGCUGUCUUGCUAGGAGCACUUCUUUCAAGUCAGACAAAAGAUGAAGUGAAUAACGCUGCAAUACAUCGUCUUCAUCAGAACGGCCUUCUCACGCCCGAAGCUGUUGACAAAGCUGAUGAAUCAACUCUAAGAGAACUCAUCUACCCGGUUGGAUUUUAUACAAGGAAGGCUACGUAUAUGAAGAAGAUAGCCAAAAUCUGUCUAGUGAAAUAUAACGGAGACAUUCCAAGCUCUUUAGACGAUCUACUUGCGCUUCCGGGGAUUGGUCCCAAGAUGGCCCAUCUGAUUCUGCAUAUAGCAUGGAAUGAUGUUCAAGGUAUUUGUGUAGAUACACAUGUCCAUCGUAUUUGCAAUCGACUUGGUUGGGUGUCUCGACCAGGAACCAAACAGAAAACUUCGUCUCCAGAGGAAACAAGAGUAGCUUUGCAACAAUGGCUUCCAAAGGAAGAAUGGGUUGCCAUUAACCCGCUUUUGGUGGGAUUUGGACAAACGAUUUGCACACCACUAAGACCUCGUUGCGAAACCUGCAGUGUCACUAAGCUUUGUCCUGCUGCAUUCAAAGAGGCAUCAAGUCCAUCAUCCAAGUUGAAGAAGUCUAAGCAAAGCAAAGAACUGUGAUCCAAAACCUGGGCCUUUUGUAUUUUGAAAA